AUGGCACCACACGCGGAAAUAGGCGUCGGCUCCAUGAACGGGUAUAGCACUCACCACACCGCCGACUCAGCUCAGUCACCAAAGGAACUCUUCACGGUUAACUCGCCCAACGUGGUCUAUACCGACGACCACAUCAAGAGCAAGUAUAUCUACCGGACCACGGCGGUCAGCAAGUCAGCCGACGGAAAAUUCACGGCCACCCCAAAGGAAACCACCUAUGACUUCCAGGUUGACCGGAAAGUGCCCAAGGUCGGCAUGAUGUUGGUCGGGUGGGGUGGCAACAACGGCUCCACAGUCACGGCAGGAAUCAUUGCCAAUCGACGUGGCCUGGUUUGGGAUACCAAGGAAGGUCGGCAGGCCGCCAACUACUACGGCUCUGUUAUUAUGGGAUCCACCAUCAAGCUGGGAACUGAUGCAGAAACCAACGAAGAGAUCAACAUUCCAUUCCACGAUGUCUUGCCUAUGGUGCACCCUAACGACAUUGUUGUCGGAGGUUGGGACAUCAGCAGCAUGAACAUUGCAGCUUCUAUGGAUCGUGCCCAGGUUCUGGAACCGACGUUGAAAGCUCUGGUCUACAAGGAAAUGUCUCUCAUGAAGCCCCUGCCAAGCAUCUACUAUCCCGACUUCAUCGCGGCCAACCAGGAAGACCGGGCCGACAAUGUUCUUCCCGGCAGCAAGGCAUCCAUGGCCCAUGUGGAGCAAAUUCGAACUGACAUCAGGACCUUCAAAGCCGAGAACAAGCUCGACAAGGUCAUUGUUCUCUGGACGGCCAACACGGAGCGGUACGCGGACAUCAUCCCGGGAGUCAACGACACGGCCGACAACCUAAUGAAGGCCAUCGAGCAAGGACACGAGGAGGUAUCUCCCUCGACGGUCUUCUCCGUGGCCUGCAUUCUGGAAAAGACGGCCUUCAUCAACGGGUCGCCGCAAAAUACCUUUGUGCCCGGCGCGAUCCAACUCGCCGAAAAGCAUGACUCGUUCAUCGGCGGCGACGACUUCAAGUCCGGCCAGACCAAGAUGAAGUCCGCGCUCGUCGACUUUUUGAUCAACGCCGGGAUCAAGUUGACGUCGAUUGCCAGCUACAACCACCUGGGCAACAACGACGGCAAGAACCUGAGCUCGCAGAAGCAGUUCCGCUCCAAGGAGAUCUCCAAGUCUAACGUCGUCGACGACAUGGUCGCCGCCAACAGCGUGCUGUACGCCAAGGACGAGCACCCGGACCACACCGUCGUCAUCAAGUACAUGCCCGCCGUGGGGGACAACAAGCGCGCCCUGGACGAGUACUACGCCCAGAUCUUCAUGGGCGGCCACCAGACCAUCAGCAUCUUCAACGUCUGCGAGGACUCACUGCUGGCCUCGCCCUUGAUCAUCGACCUCGUGCUCGUCGCCGAGAUGAUGACCCGCAUCCAGUGGAAGACCGAGAGUGCUGCGGAGUACAAGGGCUUCCACAGCGUGCUCAGCAUUCUCAGCUACAUGUUGAAGGCCCCGCUCACCCCACCCGGCACCCCCGUCGUCAAUGCCCUCGCCAAGCAGCGCAGCGCCCUGACCAACAUCUUCCGUGCCUGCGUCGGACUACAGCCCGAGUCGGACAUGACGCUCGAGCACAAGCUCUUCUGA
Messenger RNA from Cladophialophora yegresii CBS 114405, 1617 nucleotides. RefSeq names its product myo-inositol-1-phosphate synthase. Gene Ontology annotation, molecular function: inositol-3-phosphate synthase activity. Gene Ontology annotation, biological process: inositol biosynthetic process; phospholipid biosynthetic process. Gene Ontology annotation, cellular component: cytoplasm. Bases 1 to 1617 code for a protein of 538 amino acids. The transcript is spliced from 3 exons. NCBI's taxonomy places the organism in Eukaryota, Fungi, Ascomycota, Eurotiomycetes, Chaetothyriales, Herpotrichiellaceae. The record is from RefSeq and is a predicted model, not a curated record.